Messenger RNA from Rhagoletis pomonella (apple maggot), 1696 nucleotides. Its product is annotated as heat shock 70 kDa protein 14. Gene Ontology annotation, biological process: protein folding. Gene Ontology annotation, cellular component: cytosol; nucleus. The record is from RefSeq and is a predicted model, not a curated record. NCBI's taxonomy places the organism in Eukaryota, Metazoa, Arthropoda, Insecta, Diptera, Tephritidae. Gene Ontology annotation, molecular function: ATP binding; ATP-dependent protein folding chaperone.
AAACUAAACAUAAAAUUUAAUAAAUUCCUUUGAUUCUUGAAAGAAAAUGUGGCCGAGAUUCGGUAUUAAAAUUGGGAACAGCACCUUGUGCAUUGCACACGUUAAGGCGGAUGGGAAACCUGAAGUAAUUGCGAACAAGCAAGGUGAUCGCAAUUCGCAAGCAUGCCUUCUUUGGGAUGGCGAGGAAGAAAUCGAAUGUGGCUUGACUGCUAAACAAAAAAUGGCUACACGUCCGAAGCAAGCUGUAGCCAAUAGUUUCCAAUUAUUAAUGCCACGAGACUUGGAUGAGGAAAGACUCACAACAGCAGUUAAGGAGCUGCCAUGUGAUUAUGAUGCUCUCAGUCAUACUUUCCAGUUGAAAUGUCAGAUACAAGAUGAUAAAAGCGAUGAAGUAAAGGAAAAUGUACGAGAAUUAACGCCAUUCGAUGUACAGGUAGCACUCUUUCGGGCGGAACUGGAGCUAGCACGUCAAUAUCAUAACGGUGCUGAAAAAGACCCCAUCGUAGUGCUAUCGAUACCAAGUUAUUAUCCCAACACUGCUUGGCCGGAAUUAGCGCUUGCGGCGAAAGAGGCAGGAUUUCAUGUAGCGCAGGUUAUAACAGAGCCAACUGCUGCAAUACUUGCUUACGGUGUAGGCGAGCAAGACGCAUCCGAAAGCAAUACAAAUGGCGAUAAUGCGGACAAAACGCAAUACGUGCUAACUAUUAAAUGUGGUGGUUUGAACAGUCAUUUUGCAUUAUAUGCAGUGAGGGACGGCCUCUACACGCAGUUAGACUCUUAUGGACCUUUUCCUAUCGGUGGGCAGCAUUACACAGAUGCGUUAGUGCAAUUCAUUUGCGAGGAAUUUAAGAAAAAACACAAAUUAGAUCCGCAUGAAAGUCGGCGGUCUUUGGCAAAGAUACGCAAUGCGGCUUCCAACUGCAAGCACAUAUUAACAACUCUUCCCUCAACCCAAAUAUAUAUCGAUUCACUAAUGGACGGUGUGGACUUCAAUGCUCAGAUGUCACGGGCACGUUUUGAAAGCCUUAUUCAGCCGGUAAUUAACAAUUUUAUGCAGACAUUGAAUGAUUGCGUUGAGCGGGCUACGGCGGAACACAGCGAAGUAAAAGGUAUCAACUCAAUUGUGCUACUGGGUGCAACAAUGCGUAUCCCGAAACUGCAAUCUGUUAUUGCAACAAGAUUCCCAGAUGCGCAGUUACAUUCGACAAUUUCUGCGGACGAGGUAGUUGCUAUAGGAUGUGCACGACAAGCAACUUUCCUUCAUGCCCCAUUGGAGCAAGACUUACUUGCGACAGAAGAACGAAUUUACGUGGAAGAGGACUUGCUGAUUUGGCACGGAAAUGAUGAAUCAAACGCGCAAAUACUUGUUGGCAAGGGAACAUCGCUGCCGCGUAAAGUACAGCUCGAGCUAAAGCAAGCCCAGGGGUCAGAGGGAGGCAGCGUCAUCCGUGUGAGAGCUGGUGGAGAAGUUAACGAAGUGCCUUUAGAAGGUGCUACACCCGCAGAUAAUGGCACCUACCGCAUUGAGGCAGAUAUCGAUUGCAAGCAGGUAGGCGCUGAGACCAUUCGAAAACCUCAAUUGCGGAUAAGGGUACUUUAAAAAUUUUCAGCAUGCUUUAGAAAUCAUUUAUAUUAAAAUUUGCUUAGUAUAUUAUUUGUGUUAUUGAAUUGUGGAAUUUUAUUAAAGAAAACAUUU